This is a messenger RNA of Gamsiella multidivaricata, 1572 nucleotides long. RefSeq lists its product as uncharacterized. The transcript has 5 exons. The coding region runs from base 1 to 1572 and encodes 523 amino acids. The record is from RefSeq and is a predicted model, not a curated record. Lineage: Eukaryota; Fungi; Mortierellomycota; Mortierellomycetes; Mortierellales; Mortierellaceae.
AUGAGUGACACCUCCGUCCUGCAAUGGCUCCAGGGAAGAAUUACCCGCAAGGAACCCAUCACCAUGCCCGAUUUCGCUGCAACAUUCAACUACUGUUCGGAACAAGAUGCCCACUCGGCUUUCUCAACCCUCCUCUCAUCAACGACAAUACCGCAGCAACUUCAAGUUGCACUGAAGGACAAGUACGAGAUUUGGCGACGGAACGACGGCAGGAAUUACUGGGCAUCCCUUGUAGCAUCGUCACAAAUUGCGGUCACAACAAAGAGGACAGUGGCGGAGAUUGUGUCUGGGUGCGAGCACGUCGCCAAGAAACUGAUUCAGGAGCACAGCAACGGUAUGGCACCAUCGGCAGUGGCUAUUCCCUCUCCGGGCCCAGCCAAUGCUUCUUCCAAGGACGAUUGGGAGCCCAAGAAGGUCACGUUUCUGGAGACUGAAUUCGCAACAGAAUCCGAGCGGAGCGACAGCAGUUAUAUCGAUUCGAACCCAUCUUCGACCCGGUCCUCCUUGAAUUCCAUCGAUUUCUCCUUCAUGAAUAGGUUGGUGGGCCCAGGAACCACAUCAUCGCGACUCAACACCGCCGCUCGACUUUUCGUUGGACAAGUGGACGUUUCGGAACUCCUGCUGACUGCACGGAGAGCGAUUGUUAAGAUUCAAAGCCGGAUUACCAGCGUUUCAGAUCUGCUGGCUCUAAAUUUCAUCUUCAACACCGAGUUCGUGACCAAGCAUCUAUCCUCCGAUAUUUCCGCAGCGAUAAUGCGUGUCCAUGUUCCCUCUCCAGCGAAGGAUGAGAUCCAAGUCUUGUCUAAGUGCUUGCUAUAUGCGGCCUGCCAUUCGUUUCUCGAAACCAAGAUCUAUAUUCAGGACAACACCAAAGCGAGAACCCUGCUCGGAGAUCUGCUACGAGCCUACACUAUCAGACCUGGUCUUUGGCAAGAUCCCUCUGCCCGAUUCAUCGACCUGCCGCUGUUGCCAAAGAACGAAGACACAUACAUGGAGGUCGUCGUCAAGAACAUCAUCAUCGGGGUUUUUGGAGACCUUGACAUCGUUGAUCAUUGGUCCCGGGAUCCGCUGCCAACGCCUCGAGGGUUUGAAGAAGCAUACUACCCUGAUUAUUAUGCGGAGAAGGCCAAUCUGCCGUUUAUAGUCGUCGAGGUAAAGAAACCAGAAGCAAAUGCAAGCAGUCUGAAAAGCGACAAACAUAAGUUGCCUUGUAUGAUGAAGAUCAUGCUGGACCAACUACUAGCAGGUGGUGUACAGGAUCCGGUCGUCAUUGGCUAUUUGAUCCAAGCAUCCCACUGCCACAUCUUUUUCAUGGCACUUGAAUAUGAAGCUCUGUACUUGUGCAAGCUCGUCGGAUCGUUUGCGCUGCCAAGGAAUAAUCUUCAAUUGGGAUUGCUGCUUCCAGCACUUGGAGCUCUGCAUGUGGCACAUGACACGGCCAGAAAAACCCUUGCUGCAAUCGAACGUCGCACAAACGCAGGCAACAAUAUGAAGAACAAAUGGCAGCGUCCUUCCUAUUACGUCAAAGGAAUCCGAAUUCCUGCCCCUCUCCCCUCAGCUGAUGACUUGUAA